This is a messenger RNA of Iphiclides podalirius (scarce swallowtail), 351 nucleotides long. The record is from the annotation of a GenBank genome assembly. NCBI's taxonomy places the organism in Eukaryota, Metazoa, Arthropoda, Insecta, Lepidoptera, Papilionidae.
AUGACAGAGGAAAAAGAGCCGAAGUCCUACGAAUUCGGUUACUCAGUCAAGGACUCGCAGUCAGGGAACGACUACGACAGGAAGGAGGCGUCCGAUGGCCACGAGGUUCGCGGAGAGUACAGGGUUCAUCUCCCCGAUGGGCGCACACAGAUUGUGACGUACCACGCGGAUUGGCAGACCGGUUUCCAUGCGGAUGUCCGCUACGAGGGUGAAGCGAGGUACCCAGAGGCGACCAACACCCAGCAGGGCGGGUAUACUUACAACGCGCCUGAGUUCAGCGGCUCGCUGACAGGUUUCCAUGGCAACGGAAACUCCAAACCCACCAGCCUUUAUGGGCCCCCUGGAUACCAC